AUGUCGCCUUCCCCGCCUACCACAACCCAGCCCCCACUUACUGACCCGCCCCCAACAACGAAGAAAGUCCCUCAUGCGCCGAUGAUAAUGCGACCAGCGUACAAACGUUACCUCAUCGCUUUGCCUCCACCCGCGCUCGUCGUCCACUUGGAGCGGUUUCAGCACAUUGCAAAGACGCAUUUGAUUCUCCGAGUCGUUCCUUCAACAAGUUGGACGAUUACGUGA
This is a messenger RNA of Laccaria bicolor S238N-H82, 225 nucleotides long. RefSeq lists its product as uncharacterized. Lineage: Eukaryota; Fungi; Basidiomycota; Agaricomycetes; Agaricales; Hydnangiaceae. The coding region runs from base 1 to 225 and encodes 74 amino acids. The record is from RefSeq and is a predicted model, not a curated record. The transcript has a single exon.